AUGUUAGCUACGCAGAGCCAGGUCAUUGAACCGACCCCAGUUACAACACCUAUUCUCCUUGAUACCGACGUAUGCCAUUCCCCCGGAAAUGCAGCGCAUCAGCCCCCUUUGGAUGUGCCUGCAGCUUUGUUAAUUGCCCCCAGUCAUGCCUCCGGGUCUGUUCAUCCAUGGGGUACAGCAAUGCACGCCGGUGCGUUGGUGGGGUUUGGUCCCAACGUAGCCUUUGCGGCUCCAGAAGCACCGGCGUUUGUCCAGCCUGCGUUUCCGCAAUACGGGUAUCAACCAGGUUUUCAGCCUGGAUAUCUGUAUGGACAACCCGGCAGGAACGGAGGCACUCAAGCGCAUAUUCCAAUCGACCCUACUCUUCAAGGUGAGACAAUUGGUCGCUUCCGCCGCGCUGCCACGCAACACGGCCAGACUGCGCAGCCAAAUAUGCCCGGGCCAAGUCAGCCAUCAAAAACCAGACUCCAAGCAGCCAAAGCACGCAAAUCAAGAAUGGCAAGCAAUAGCGGCAACGGCAACGGGGAUGGUAAUCCUGGGCUUGAUCCAUUGCGACCUCCUCGGAAGCGUCGCACCCAACAAGUCAAGCAAGUCAAAGUUGUUCUCCAAGGUGCGUAA
This is a messenger RNA of Rhizoctonia solani, 618 nucleotides long. RefSeq lists its product as uncharacterized. The record is from RefSeq and is a predicted model, not a curated record. The transcript is spliced from 4 exons. NCBI's taxonomy places the organism in Eukaryota, Fungi, Basidiomycota, Agaricomycetes, Cantharellales, Ceratobasidiaceae. Bases 1 to 618 code for a protein of 205 amino acids.